UUGAAUACAGAACAAGCGAGAGCAUUUAGAAUCGUUGCAGAACAUAGUCUUCAAAUAAAGUCCGAGCCAUUGCGUAUGUUCAUUGGGGGUGCAGGAGGUACAGGCAAGUCGCGUGUCAUCAAUACACUAAAAGAGUUCUUCCAUCGACGCAAUCAGAGCAGACGAUUUCGACUCGCAUCAUAUACCGGAGUGGCUGCAAAAAACAUUUCAGGGAUGACACUGCACUCAGCACUCAGUAUUGGACAA
Messenger RNA from Suillus plorans, 246 nucleotides. RefSeq lists its product as uncharacterized. The transcript has a single exon. Gene Ontology annotation, biological process: DNA repair; telomere maintenance. The record is from RefSeq and is a predicted model, not a curated record. Gene Ontology annotation, molecular function: DNA helicase activity. NCBI's taxonomy places the organism in Eukaryota, Fungi, Basidiomycota, Agaricomycetes, Boletales, Suillaceae. The annotation marks the transcript as partial.